AUGAACCGUUACACGUCAAGACUGCCCAAGGAUCUGAUAAAGGUCUAUCGAACAGAAUACGUUCGUCAAUUUACCGUUCCGGCCGGCCGCUUAGUCACCGGAAUCUAUGGCCUAUUUCGAAAAAACGUUCUUCGCAUCCGAUCGAAGGUAGGGGAAGAUCGCGAAAAAUUUCUUGGUAGGGUUCAGGCACCGCCGCCUUACGAUCAGAAAUCGACGAACGGAGAGAAGGAAGGAGGAAAUUAUUGCGAGAAAUUACCUGCUAGGGUUCCUGCGCCGCCGUCGUCUUAUCGGAAACGACGAAGAAAUCAGACUUCAAAUCUCAGAGGAAAGAGAUAACAUCGUGGCAAGAAGUUGCGAUAUUCGUCGGUGAAUCGUCGGGGGCUAAAGAAGACAGUGAGGAGGAAAAACCUAGCGUCGAAGGGGCCGAAACGUUAGGACUGGUGGCGUAAGUGAAGAAGAUCGGCGGGGCGAUGAUGGCGGCGGCGAUGAAGGAAGAAAACUGGCCGGUGGUGAUGACUGGGGCUGCUGUUUUAACCGGUGAAGUAAUUGGAGUUUCACUUGAGGUCUCUUGGACAAUAUAAUACAAAGUUGUGUUCGUGCGACAGACAUGGUAUCAGAGUUAUGCUCUAAACUUAGUCAUAUUAAUAGAAUUCUCAAAUGUCAUGACUACAAAAGAAA
Cucurbita moschata (crookneck pumpkin) is the source of this 678-nucleotide messenger RNA. RefSeq lists its product as uncharacterized. NCBI's taxonomy places the organism in Eukaryota, Viridiplantae, Streptophyta, Magnoliopsida, Cucurbitales, Cucurbitaceae. The transcript is spliced from 2 exons. The record is from RefSeq and is a predicted model, not a curated record. Bases 1 to 336 code for a protein of 111 amino acids.